Psylliodes chrysocephalus is the source of this 1196-nucleotide messenger RNA. The record is from the annotation of a GenBank genome assembly. Lineage: Eukaryota; Metazoa; Arthropoda; Insecta; Coleoptera; Chrysomelidae.
AUGUAUUGUUCCUAUUACAACAACUCUUUUUCAGACUGCUUAAUCGACAUAACCAAACUAGAUGAAAAACAUCCAUUAUUUCUUACCAGCAACACACAUGACAUAAUCUAUCCAGAACCAGAAACACAAACGCUCUCCUUUAAAGCAAAUGAAAAUUUUAACCUAGACUGUCCAGGAACGGGUAAAGUAGAAGCAGCAGGUGCAACUUUUGACAGAACCGUCUCAGCAACAUGCGUAUCAGACGGAUAUGUAGGAAUCGAAAACGAAAAAUACAACGUUUCCAACGUAGUUUGCUCGAGGAGAAUAACCAGUGUUGCUAGGUUCACUUCUAAUAUUUGUUGGAAACAUUACAGAGAAAUAGAAGUAGGAUUAGAGUUACCCGGAAAGAAGUUCAAGCAAUUAUAUACUACUUGUUACGAUGACGAAACAAAAAAUAUUGUUUAUUCAACUUUUCAAUUGACUAAGGAAAUUGAUUAUCAAACGUCAGGAAAUAGUAGGCCUGGAUGGACAGAAGGAAAAUUCUAUAACUUAUCUACUAAGUUAAAUCAAUUAUAUACCAAUCCUGUUCAAAGGAAAACUAUCAAUAGACAAAUUGGGUUGUCUGAUGAUGAUACAACUUACGUUAAAUCAACUGGUCACAAUUUUCUAGCUAAAGGUCACUUGACUGCUAAGGCUGACUUUUUCUACAAUGCUGAACAACAGUCGACGUUUUUCUAUAUUAAUUCUGUACCUCAGUGGCAGACGUUUAACGGAUAUAAUUGGUUCUACCUUGAAAGAGAUUUGAGAAAUUAUGCUGCUAAUAAUUAUGUGGAGUUAACCGUAUACACUGGAACUUAUGGAAUUUCUACUUUACCACACCAAAAGACAGGUGAAGAAGUGCCUCUGUACCUUUAUCAAGACGAAGAAGGUAACCAAGCUAUCCCAAUUCCCGAACUCUUCUGGAAAGUCGCUUACGAUCCAAUCCAUAAAGCCGGAAUAGCAUUAUUGGGCGUAAAUAAUCCGUAUCAAACUGACAUAAGCAAAAGCAUCAUUUGCAAAGAUGUAUCGCAAAAAAUCGGUUGGUUAAAUUUUGAUCUUACCAAAGUUGAAUCGGGUUACAUGUACGCCUGCAGCAUACCCGAUCUAAGGAAUGUUAUUAAAAAUUUACCAAAUUUUAAGGUUUCGAAAUUGCUAUCGUAAUUAUCUAUUGAAAAUCC